AUGGAUCCUGUCCGACCACGCUUCAGGGGCCUGUCUCCCGUGCACCCAUCUCAGUCUGUGCGGAUGCCAGGCUCUUGGCCACAAGCUCCAACACCUUUGGACCCAUCUCUGAGCAGGGCAGGACCUGCAGGCAGGGGCCAUGUGUUUGGAAAGCAAAGGGAGCCGAGUCCACAGAGUGGGCCAGUGCAAAAGGAGGCUGUGGGUUUAGUCUCAAUGUUCCGAGGACUGGGCCUUGAAACAGCAUCCCAGACCCCUCUGAAACGGGAGAUGCUUCCUUUAGGUAGAGGCAUUUUAGGUCUAGGCUUACCUACCAAUAUGGCAUGCAAGGACAAAGAAGAACCCCAUCCCACUUUUCUGGAUACUUCAUUGUUGGCAGCUGGGGAUAGCAAGAUGGCAGAGGCCUCCGUUGGUUGGAAUAGGAUGCUCAGAAGAGGGAAUUUGAAUGCGUCUGUGUUACCAGUGGGAAGAGCAGCUGGUGGUUUAAGCAGAGGAAUAUACAGGGCUCCCAGUGCUCUCAGCCUGGCUUCUCAGGAUCCUGCCCAGCUCUCACCUCUGCCUCCUCUGCCCCAGGCCCCACUAUACUCUCUUGAUAGCCCUCCACUUGGAACUGCAGAGCGCAAGAAAGAGCUUUUUGUGAAGCAAGGAUCAAAAGGAACACCUCAAUUUUUGGGAUUGAACCUUAUCAAAAUACAGUGUCAUAAUGAAGCAGUUUAUCAAUAUCAUGUGACUUUCAGCCCCAACGUGGAGUGCAAAAGCAUGAGGUUUGGCAUGUUGAAGGACCAUCAAGCUGUCACCGGAAAUGUCACUGCUUUUGAUGGAUCCAUUCUCUAUCUACCUGUUAAGCUUCAGCAAGUUCUUGAGUUAAAGAGUCAAAGGAAAACUGACAGUGCUGAGAUCACCAUUAAGAUUCAGUUGACAAAGAUCCUGGAGCCCUGUUCUGACUUGUGCAUUCCCUUCUACAAUGUUGUAUUCCGUCGGGUAAUGAAACUUUUGGACAUGAAACUUGUUGGAAGAAACUUCUAUGACCCUACAAGUGCUAUGGUGCUGCAGCAGCACAGAUUGCAGAUCUGGCCAGGCUAUGCAGCUAGCAUCCGGAAGACAGACGGAGGUCUUUUCCUGCUAGCUGAUGUCUCCCAUAAGGUCAUUCGGAAUGAUUCUGUGCUGGACAUCAUGCACACCAUGUACUUGCAGAACAAAGAAAGCUUCCAGGACGAGUGCACUAAGCUUCUGGUGGGCAGCAUUGUUAUAACCCGGUACAACAAUCGCACCUAUCGUAUCGAUGAUGUGGACUGGAACAAGACUCCGAAAGACAGCUUCACCAUGUCUGAUGGGAAGGAGAUUACAUUCUUGGAAUACUACAGCAAAAACUAUGGGAUCACAGUCAAGGAAGAGGACCAGCCGCUGCUGAUCCACAGGCCCAGUGAGAGACAGAACAACCAAGGGAUGUUGCUAAAAAGCGAAAUCCUGCUGCUCCCUGAGCUUUCCUUCAUGACUGGAAUCCCUGAGAAGAUGAAGAAGGACUUCAGAGCCAUGAAGGAUUUGACCCAGCAGAUCAACCUGAGCCCCAGACAGCACCGUAGUGCUUUGGAAUGCUUGCUACAGAGAAUUUGGAAAAAUGAGACAGCUAACAGUGAACUGACACGUUGGGGACUCUAUCUGCAGAAGGAUGUACAUAAGAUUGAAGGACGUGUUCUGCCAAUGGAAAGAAUUAACUUAAGAAAUACGUCAUUUAUCACAUCUCCAGAACUAAACUGGGUUAAGGAAGUAACCAGAGACCUUUCCAUCUUGACUGUCCCCAUGCAUUUCUGGGCACUGUUUUACCCAAAGAGAGCAAUGGAUCAAGCCCGAGAGCUGGUGAACAUGUUGGAGAAGAUAGCUGGCCCCAUGGGCAUGCAUAUGAGCCCACCAGCCUGGGUGGAACUGAAGGAUGACCGCAUAGAGACCUAUGUCAGAACCAUUCAGUCCAUGCUGGGGGUUGAGGGGAAGAUACAGAUGGUUGUUUGCAUCAUCAUGGGAACACGUGACGAUCUCUAUGGGGCCAUUAAAAAGCUGUGCUGUGUGCAGACUCCUGUACCCUCACAGGUCAUCAAUGUCCGAACCAUUGGUCAGCCCACCAGGCUUCGAAGUGUGGCCCAGAAAAUUUUACUUCAGAUUAACUGUAAAUUGGGUGGUGAGCUCUGGGGAGUGGAUAUUCCUCUGAAACAGUUGAUGGUGAUUGGGAUGGAUGUUUACCACGACCCCAGCAGAGGCAUGCGCUCCGUCGUUGGCUUCGUCGCAAGCAUCAAUCUCACCCUCACAAAAUGGUAUUCACGAGUGGUGUUCCAGAUGCCUCAUCAGGAGAUUGUGGAUAGCCUGAAGCUAUGCCUGGUGGGCUCCUUAAAAAAGUUUUAUGAGGUGAACCACUGCCUCCCGGAGAAGAUUGUGGUGUACCGUGAUGGAGUGUCUGAUGGCCAACUAAAGACAGUUGCCAACUAUGAAAUUCCUCAGCUACAGAAGUGUUUUGAAGCUUUUGAGAAUUAUCAUCCCAAGAUGGUGGUGUUUGUAGUGCAGAAGAAAAUUAGCACCAACCUGUACCUGGCUGCCACUGAGAACUUUGCGACUCCCUCCCCUGGGACCGUGGUAGAUCAUACAAUAACAAGCUGUGAGUGGGUGGACUUCUACCUUCUUGCCCAUCAUGUGCGGCAGGGUUGUGGCAUUCCAACCCAUUAUGUUUGUGUUCUCAACACUGCAAACCUGAGCCCUGAUCAUAUGCAAAGGUUGACUUUCAAACUCUGCCACAUGUACUGGAAUUGGCCGGGUACCAUUAGAGUUCCAGCUCCUUGCAAGUAUGCCCACAAGCUAGCCUUCCUGUCAGGACAGAUUUUGCACCAUGAACCAGCCAUCCAGCUAUGCGAGAACCUGUUCUUCCUGUGA
Dama dama (fallow deer) is the source of this 2913-nucleotide messenger RNA. RefSeq names its product piwi like RNA-mediated gene silencing 2 (gene PIWIL2). Lineage: Eukaryota; Metazoa; Chordata; Mammalia; Artiodactyla; Cervidae. The transcript is spliced from 22 exons. The coding region runs from base 1 to 2913 and encodes 970 amino acids. Gene Ontology annotation, biological process: regulatory ncRNA-mediated gene silencing. Gene Ontology annotation, cellular component: P granule. Gene Ontology annotation, molecular function: protein binding; piRNA binding. The record is from RefSeq and is a predicted model, not a curated record.